This is a messenger RNA of Acyrthosiphon pisum (pea aphid), 1065 nucleotides long. RefSeq lists its product as uncharacterized. The record is from RefSeq and is a predicted model, not a curated record. The transcript has 2 exons. The coding region runs from base 129 to 917 and encodes 262 amino acids. Lineage: Eukaryota; Metazoa; Arthropoda; Insecta; Hemiptera; Aphididae.
AUACAUUUAAAUUAUGUGUGUAUGCUUUCGUAACGACAGUAGGAGUAGUUUUAUAUAUUAUUAAUUAUGUUCAUGAUAUAAGAAAUUUGGUAAUCGACAAUGUGUUUGUAUAAUAGUGUAUACUUGCAAUGGAUAUGGCGGCCACUUGUAAGUAUUAUGUGACAAAGUUACUUGGUAUAAGUCAUCCGAAACCGAAUUGUGUGUACGAUGUACGUUCAGCUUCAGGCAAUGUCCGUAAUCGUGAGCAAAAAUCGUUGUUCCGCGUUUUCUACCGAUCGAAUGACCGACGUCGAAAAAAAUGUCAGAGAGCUAAUAUAAAAGAAUCGUACGUUCCUUCUAUGCAUGCAGACGAGGUUGGUGCCAAAAUAGGUGAUGGUCGUGUAUUGGAAGAAAACACGGUUGAGGAUAUUGAAAAGAAGUUCCAAGGAUUUCGGAACGUGUUUGAAAAAUGUAAGGUAAAGAAAAAAAAACCACGUCUGUUCAAUGUCAGUUCAGGAUUGCGAUUCACACUUGUUGGUAAUUCCAUGUUGAUGGACAAUCAAAAAAAAGCAACUGAAACUGCUAGUACAGCUAUUAAUACUGAAGAAAAUACCAUUCAAGAGAACUAUGCUGAUGAGGAGGAGGAUAAUGGUGUAGAAGAUGAAAACGCUAAUGAUGGAAAUUAUAUAGCUGACAAAGAUAUAGCAAUUGUGCAAAAGGAAGCAGUCGUUAAUGAUUUAAAUGAAGAUGCUUUUUCUGAGUCCAAAUGUCCAAGAGAUGUAGCAGAUAAAGUGAAUUUAUGGAUCGACAGUUCCGUUAAGCAGACGGAUGGAUAUUCUGAAGAGGAAGGCAUAUUUGUCGACGAAGAGAGUUGCAGAGUCCGUAACCCUUACAAGUAUACUAUACACUUCAUCUUUCACCUGGAAAAUAACAAAUAAUUACUGUACAAAAUAAUGAAAACUAGAUUCUAGUAUUUAAUCUUAUUAAGGCCUAAAAGUACAAUAUUCUAAAAAAAAAUGCAAAAAUCAAUUAUUAUGUAAUUAAGAUGAUCUUAAACUAAACUUAUUAAUAAAAAAUACACUGUAA